AGCGGCGGCGAGGGGGCGGGCCCGUGUGAGGAGUCCAUGUGGGCGCCGGCGCGACCCGGUGCAACGCGGGGUCACCAUGGCGGAGCUGCAGCAGCUCCGGGUGCAGGAGGCGGUAGACUCCAUGGUGAAGAGUCUGGAGAGAGAGAACAUCCGAAAGAUGCAGGGCCUCAUGUUCCGGUGCAGCGCCAGCUGUUGUGAGGACAGCCAGGCGACCAUGCAGCAGGUGCACCAGUGCAUUGAACGCUGCCACGCGCCUCUGGCUCAAGCACAGGCCCUGGUGACUAGCGAGUUGGAGAAGUUCCAGGACCGCCUGGCCCGGUGUACCAUGCAUUGCAAUGACAAAGCCAAAGAUUCAAUAGAUGCCGGGAGUAAAGAGCUUCAGGUGAAGCGGCAGCUGGAGACUUGUGUGACCAAGUGUGUGGAUGACCACAUGAACCUCAUUCCAAGCAUGACCAAGAAGAUGAAGGAGUCUCUCUCAUCUAUUCAGAAAUAGAAGUCUUUGCCAUUGGCCAUCGGGGCUGAGGGCAGGAGUCUAUUUAAAAAGAAGGAUGAGAAUUUUGGUCUUUUAAACAAUUUAUGAAUGAAGAAAUUAAGGAUGGCAGCAAGUUUAAGGCAUAUAUCACCUGCCUCUGGACACUGGUUCCUAUAUGUUUUAAUCCUAGAAAAUGAAAUGGAAAAAAACUGGUGCUAAAAUUUGGGUCAGAGAGUUUUGAGAGCCGAAAUUUCUUGUGGCAAGUGCUUAUCCUAGCAGUAGGCAUCUCCCUCAUACCAAACCAGAGCACUCCGAGGUACCAGAUUCUUCUUAGUACCCAGGUACCAAGAGGUUGACAUGUUUCUCUAACCUGCCAAUGAUCUGGUAGAGUAUGAGGAGAGGUGUUUCUGUUCGUUGCCGACCUGUUUACGAGAAACAUCACCACACCAUUUUCCAUAAGCUGUAAAACAAAAUCCAUCAGGUCACUAAGAAAGGGAAAAAAAUUUUCUGAGUCUUUUGUUUUGCUUGAUUUUGUUUUAUAUACAAGAACAUGAAGUUGAUUUAAGAUGCGGAGUUGGGAGAGGUAGUUUGGAUAAGACCUUUGAGAGGUUCCUUUGGAUAUCUCUUUCUGGCCAUCAAGAUGUGGAUGUUCAUUUCUUAAAAUUCUCACAUAUCUUUCAGCCUGGAGACCCUCUAAAAACAUGAGAGGUGAUGUCACACUGGGUAUGGGAAGCAGACCUCCCCUCUCACUGGCUGCCAUGAUGGGCCUAAGGCUGUCUGCAGCAAAGUGAUAGGACAAUCUCGCAGUGACCCUCUCCCUUGAAGAGAAAGAGGGUUUUGAUUGUGCUGUAUCUAGGUAUCCAGGAAUGAACAGUGAAAGAGGAACUUUUCACUGUUGGCUGCUUAAUUAAGAGUUUGAAAGUACCAGAUCUGGAAAAAAACUAGUUUUCAGGAAUGAAACCUAAAACCCAUUGUUGCUUACUUAGUCCCCUGAAAUAAGAGCCUUACUGAGACAAUUCCUUGGUAACAGGAAGGUCAAGGGGAAAAAAGUAAGUAACUCAGGUGUGAGCUGUUGCUCUUUUAGGGCAAAAGUGAGGCAGCCCCCAUUACCAAAUACUACUUUUGCCUGGGGCCUUUGCAGAAUGCAAUGUUCCUGCCCCAGCUCUGGCACCUUACCGUUUUGAUAAGGACUUUGUUGUCUUUUUACCACCUUAUUACUUGAAAUGAUAAUAUAAUCUGUCUGUUUGCUGUUUCAGGCAUGUGAUAUAUUUUCCUAGUGGUCUGGUUUUAAAAAAUAAAGUUUAAUUUUUUUUUCUCCAC
Pteropus alecto (black flying fox) is the source of this 1792-nucleotide messenger RNA. It is a transcript of the gene TIMCC, whose product is annotated as family with sequence similarity 136 member A. The record is from RefSeq and is a predicted model, not a curated record. The transcript has 3 exons. Lineage: Eukaryota; Metazoa; Chordata; Mammalia; Chiroptera; Pteropodidae. Gene Ontology annotation, cellular component: cytoplasm. Bases 77 to 493 code for a protein of 138 amino acids.